GUGACGGAAGAGCCUAAGCGGGUCUCUAUUGGUUGGGGGCGUGGAGACAGGCGAUGUGGCGCGCGGCGCGUCGGCUCGCGUUGGUGGCUGCGGGGCUAAGUAGGGGCAGAGCGGCGCCGGGCAGCGCACUUUCUUCCCCGGUCUCUCCGGUGCGGGGCUGUCGGCGCCUCUGCUCUGGAGACUUCCAUCCGCCGCUUGCUUCUGUCGGCCUGACGGGCCGGUUGGUGUGGCCUGGAGGCGGCCAUCGAAAGAUCAGUAUUUCCACCAUGCCUGAAAUAAAUACAGAUGAUCUGGAUGAGCAGCAAGUACAGCUGCUGGCAGAGAUGUGCAUCGUUAUUGAUGAAGACGACAACAGGAUUGGAGCUGAUACUAAGAAGAACUGCCAUCUCAAUGAAAACAUCGAAAAGGGGCUGCUGCAUCGUGCUUUUAGUGUUUUCUUGUUCAAUUCAGAGAACAAACUACUUUUGCAACAGAGAUCGGACGCAAAAAUCACUUUCCCAGAUUGUUUUACCAACACCUGCUGCAGCCAUCCACUCAGCACACCAUUGGAACUGGAAGAACAGAACGCAGUCGGGGUUCGACGAGCAGCACAAAGACGAAUGCAAGCAGAGAUGGGUAUUCCAUUGGAACAGGUAACACCGGAAGAACUCUUCUACCUGACCCGAAUUCAUUACAAAGCCAGGUCCAACGGGAUCUGGGGAGAACAUGAAAUAGAUUACAUCCUAUUUGUGCAAAAGAAUGUGAUGUUGAAUCCGGAUCCAAAUGAAGUUAAAAGCUACUGCUAUGUGACGCAGGAAGAACUGAAGGAACUCCUGGAAAAGGCAUCACGAAACGAAAUCAAGAUUACUCCUUGGUUCAAACUGAUUGCUGAGACUUUUCUCUUCAAGUGGUGGGAUAAUCUGAAUCAUCUAAAGACAUUUGUGGAUCAUGCUAAAAUACACAGGAUGUGAAAGUAAUGCGCUAAUCAAAAAGCACGCGAUGGCUUUUGAAAAAAAACAUUGCGAAAUUACACGGUUGAAUAACUGUUUUUAAACAUACGGCAGCGUGGUGAUUUAAAUAGGAAGGGGUCCCUUAAGAAUGAAGGUAAUUUGUUAUGUGGGGGGCUUUGGAUGACUUGCGGCUUGCCUCUUGCCUUUCACUUAAACAGUUGAUAUUGCUUAGAGACUACUGGGGAGUAUGCUCCUGUCAAGAGUUGAUUACUAGCGCCUGAAAUUUAAGUACUAAACAGGCAACAUGUUUAGGUAGCUAUAUGCUGGCCAGAAUCCAGAGAACCCUACACCUCAGUUCCGUAUGCAGCUUUUCUUGGGGAAGUGCUUUUGAAAAUACCAAGUUCUAAAGCAGCUAGAGAUAGCAAAGAAAACUUGGAACGGCAGUGAUCAAUCUCACAGGGUAUAUAGAAGCUGGGGGGCAGGGAAACCAAUGGGGUUGCUUGCUGUAACUUCUCCCCGCUAGCCCUCAAGGUUAUACUGGAAUCCUGUUGGGAGGUGCUAGGAAAGACAAUUAAGCCACACCCAGCUGACAUCUGGCAUGGUUCAGUCACAUAUUUCUGAAUGUUGGACAGCUACAGCCUCAGGUGUAAAGGGAAGGUUCAGAAGUUCCAGCAGUACCUGCUCACCUGGAAAUGCACUAGGCUAAGUCAACUAUUUUUGUAGCUAGCGAAAAAAACGUGUUAUUUCAAAACAAGGAAGAUCAAGUCAAGACUGCUAAGUAUGAAAUCUAAAAGGGCUUUCCUUGUGUGGAUUAAGAAAAAUGAAAACCCUGGUGAACCUGAGAUUUUCAGGUAGACGUGGGUUGGAAACCUCUGAAAGGCAAUGUUGUAGUGCGUUACUUAACCUAAGAAACUUGGGACAGUCUGUUGUUGUGUUUUUAAUUACAAAGAAAUGGUCUUAGUCAUGAAUGUCUUAAGAAGCUACGUUACUUUGAAUAAAAAUAAAAUUGUAAGCGGUAGAAGCGUUCCUCAGUGGUUUAAGUGUGGAAGCGUUGGUUAGGUUGUAAAGAAAGGGUAUUUUGUACAAAUGUAUUUUUUUCCUCUCAAAAAUAAAAACGGCAGAAUUUGGA
Sphaerodactylus townsendi is the source of this 2058-nucleotide messenger RNA. It is a transcript of the gene IDI1, whose product is annotated as isopentenyl-diphosphate delta isomerase 1. The record is from RefSeq and is a predicted model, not a curated record. Lineage: Eukaryota; Metazoa; Chordata; Lepidosauria; Squamata; Sphaerodactylidae. Bases 54 to 950 code for a protein of 298 amino acids. Gene Ontology annotation, cellular component: cytoplasm. Gene Ontology annotation, molecular function: isopentenyl-diphosphate delta-isomerase activity. Gene Ontology annotation, biological process: isoprenoid biosynthetic process; isopentenyl diphosphate biosynthetic process. The transcript is spliced from 5 exons.